AUGCAAAGAAAGAAACCAAAUCCAGAGAAAAAAAAUCAUUUAACAGUGAGUGAUGAACCCGUGCAGCCAUCAGGAUCAGGUGUAAGAGAUAAGAAAGUCAAUCCAAGUGGUGAGCCAACACAGCCGCAGAGCUCGCAACAGAAUUUGCAAAAGCAUCCACCACCGCUCUCGCAGCAACACCUGCCACAGCAGCCUCAACACCUGCCAAAGCAGCCACAACACCUGCCAAAGCAGCCACAACACCUGCCAAAGCAGCCACAACACCUGCCAAAGCAGCCACAACACCUGCCAAAGCAGCCACAACACCUGCCACAGCAGCCUCAACACCAACCCCAGCCGCCACAACGUCUCCCGCAAUAUAGCCCACAACGUCACCCACAACGUCACACGCAACGUCAUCCACAAAAUCACCCACAAAACCACCCACAACAUCACUCACAACAUCACCCACAACAUCACUCACAACAUCACCCACAAAAUUAUCCACAACAUCACCCACAACAUCACCCACAAAAUCACCCACAACAUCACCCACAAAAUCAACCACAACAUCACCCACAACCGUUACCACGACAAUUGCCGCAGCAAUUGCGACAGAAAUCGCCACAGAAGUGCCAACAACGGCAACCACAACAGUGUCCACGUCAACAACUACAACAACAGCCUCAACAGUGCCCACAGCAGCACCCACAACAUCAUACACCAACUAUGGCAACGUAUUAUUAUCCCCAUCAACAGCAAGUGCAAAUUCCACAAUGGAAUGCAAUGACUUCAGCGCCGCCGGGUCCAACACCAAUAUAUGCAGUUCCUUGCCAGCCUGGGUGCCUGCCUGUUAUGGUGGCGCCAAUUUAUCAAUUUCCAUGCACAGCAUUGGGGCCACAGAGUAUCGCUCCCCACGUUCCACAUCCACCCGUGGUCACAGAAAUCCCACAGAUAACUUAUGCUUCAUAUGUGCAGCCUCCAGUUUACAUACAACAAGGCAACGAAACUACUUCUCAGGCGAAUGAGUCAUACUAUGAAGAACAGACAACCACAGAAGAUGAAAAAGGUUACGUAGAUCAAGUUCAACAAUUAGAAACUGAAGCUCCUGAAAAUGUGACUCAUUCUCUUUCAGAAGUUAAUACUCAUGUAAACACUGAUGCUUCAGCACAGGAAGUUAAUCAAAUAUCUGAGGAUCCUAUACAAAUUUAUUUAUCGUUAGCUAAAGACACAUUAUCUUCGCCGAGAAUGUCGGCAAUAGACCCAAACGACAUUAUAGAUGAGUUAUUCGGCAUGUUUGUAUUGGCUUGCUGA
Messenger RNA from Amyelois transitella, 1293 nucleotides. RefSeq lists its product as uncharacterized. The transcript is spliced from 2 exons. The coding region runs from base 1 to 1293 and encodes 430 amino acids. The record is from RefSeq and is a predicted model, not a curated record. Lineage: Eukaryota; Metazoa; Arthropoda; Insecta; Lepidoptera; Pyralidae.